CGAUCCCUAGGCCUACACUGUUACUCAUCCUCCCAUCCGCGUAGUAGGUCCUGGCUCUGUUAUACUGAUCUAUUAAAUGCAAGUGGAUCAUAGUUUACGAUAACUCUCUACUUGAGCUUCGGAAACGCUCAAGAUGACUCUACUUCUCGUUGCCUUGUCGAGCCUUUUGGUCGGGGCACAGGCCCUGCUGCCUCACCUCGAUGUCUGCAACUCCCACCAGACCGCGCCAUCGUUCAACGAAGCUUUCAUAGAGAAGAUGCGAUCCAACUCUGCGGGCUACUCCUUCAUCUUCACUUCAGGACCAACGUUCGGUUGCCAAAAGAUUAAGUUUUACCCCAACGGCUCUUUCUUCUACGAUUUCGUCGAGUUAGGGAAGAGACGCGUGAACGCUACAGGAACUUACAUUAUGACACCUUUCUCCUACACCUCCCCAGCACGCAUCACUCUGACGUCUCUGCCUUAUGGAGAACUUGGGUCCUUCUUGGGCACAACGAGCUUCAGUGUCAUGGCGGCGACUGACGAGUACAUGGCGCUGCUCGCCUGCGUCAGCUUAGGCCUCACCCGCACCCAAGAACUUCACAUCCUGGUUCCGCAGACUCACGUCGGUUCGAUUUCAGUAACAAAUCUGAACAAGACAAUUCAGGACUCACAGCUGCCUCGUGUAAGAUAUUUACGUGAAGUUGAACAAACGUGCAAUGCAGGUUUUCGUGAUUUUGGGAACAUUUUUCACCUGCUGAACAAAUUCAAGUACAACACCCUGCACCGUUUGAGUCUAUUGUACCCAGGGGGCCUGGUCGUUGAGAAGUCUCUCCAUAAAUCACUUACCAGCCAUGAUAGGCCAUUCUCCCGCAGUGCUUCUACGUCGAAUGGCGUUCCAUCUCUUAUAUUUAAAACUGCAAUAAAUGCACAAUCUAUUCCCCACCGUGGACCGCCGUCAUUCAGUGCUCGACACAACGCUUGGCUUGAGGUUAAUAAGGGACAGCCGGGCAUAAUAAAUAAAUCACAAACCGGCGUUCAGUUUGGUGGCGCGGCCUCUGUAGGGCCGUCUGCGGAAGUAUCACCCACAGUUUCUACACCGAGAGGGAAUUUUACUGUAUUCUCCUCUUCCAAAUUGUCUGUGCUUCCUUCAUCCGGCUCUCGUAGCCAUUAACUGCGAAUCUAUCCAUGCCAUUAGGUGCUUUCGUCGACUCAAGCGCUUCAACAUGAAAAGUUAGCAUUAAUACGUAAACUCGAAUUCAAUGGUGGCGUUAAUGACAACCACUGGUUCUUAUACUAGUAGUUAAUGCUUAGCAGUAACCAUAAUAAAAUGAACAUUUCACAUACUUUUAGUGCAACAAUGUUUUGGAGUUUCGAUCGUUCAUCAAUUAAGUAAAGACAUUAUUUUCAAACUGAGUGCUUAAAGUUUACGAGACUCGUGAUGCGGUUGGGAGGCAUGUAACACGCUACCUAGCUGACGAUGAAAUAUUCUUCGAAUCGAAUGAGCCUUGUUAUGAUUUAUAUUUGGCGUUUACCUAACAAUAUGGAUUGAUUCGAUGUACUAUUUUUUGCUUGGUAAGAAAUACCUGUGUCGUGCUUAAUUAAUAGGUUUUAGCUGUGAUGCUUAAUAGAUUUUACUGAACUGAUGAACACAAAGACGAUCUUCAGUCAACGUUCGCUCAUUUUUUGUCAAUUGAUUUUAUUUCAAAAUUUUACAUACAAUAGUUAUUUAUAAAAUAAUGUAAUAAUUUUCAUGGUAAUUUAUCAUCCGAAUUAUUCCUAAAUAAGUUGCAUUCACCAGAUUCUGGAAUAUGUUUCAGACGUUUUCUUAUCAACAAUUGGCAGAGAACAGCAUUAUAGGUACAUGAUAAAAAGUGGUACGACGACUGUUUCUUUUCAUGAUGAGGCCAAUACGAAGUUUUUAAUGAGACACGCACGCAAAAAAACUGGUUCUUGGACUCCAUUACAUGGAAUGUAUACAGCGUUUCAUUCCUCAAGUUUCGUGUUGGUCGGUUUUUGGACUUUAUUGCGUGGAAUGCACAGGUACAGUGUUUCAUGCCUCAAGUUUUGUGAUCGUUUUUGGACUUCAUUACGUGGAAUGUGUGCAAUGCAUACCAUUUUAAACGUUUUUCCCUGAAAAAAUUGCAUCAAUAAAAUACUGAAUUCAA
This is a messenger RNA of Hyalella azteca, 2144 nucleotides long. RefSeq lists its product as uncharacterized. The coding region runs from base 134 to 1150 and encodes 338 amino acids. The transcript is spliced from 6 exons. The record is from RefSeq and is a predicted model, not a curated record. NCBI's taxonomy places the organism in Eukaryota, Metazoa, Arthropoda, Malacostraca, Amphipoda, Hyalellidae.